AUCGAGUACAGAUGGUACAAAAUUCAAGAAUCGUACGACCUUGAUUUGACAUUUUCUAGAUUCUUUAAUGAAAAGGGCAUUGGUACAGAUAAAGAUUUCAGAAGAUGUCUGUAAAUGACCCGGCUAUCAGAGAUUUAAAAGCUUGCACCCAGCGGUUUCUGGAGGAUAAAUCUGCCAAAAUCGAUGACGAGCACCGUUACCUGCCGUCUUUUUGUCAGAAGAUCGAGACGAUAUUCUACACCGGCCUCAGGAACUCCAACAAGUAUUUUUCGAGGGACGAAGAACCGUACGAGUGGAUGUCGGAGGUCGUGAAAGACAGGAGUUGGAAAUUUCCUUUUCAAUACAAGCACGCCAUCUAUGAGGUGAGGAGGAACGAACUUUUGAAAAGCAGGUUGGGCAAGUUCAGGCUUCUUCUGAGGUAUUGCCUGGUGAAUAGGUGUCUUCAUGCGCCUGUGGAGUAUUUGGUAAAAACCGGAAAAUUGUCGCAGUUUUAUCGGGAAAAUUGCAUACUGGGCGACGAAAUCCUUGGCGAGAUAUUGCUGUCGGUGUUUCUACAGUGUGGCACAAUAAAAUUCGACUUGGACCUAAACAACGUAUACUUUUUAGAGGCGACUUGGCUCUUGCCUGACGUCGUGAGUUUUGAACUCGUGCCGAGCACUUCUUUGGGCUUAUCAGUUACUUUUUCGGAGGAUAAAGCUGUUGUGGUGAAAAUGGACCCGUACGGACCUGCGGCUGAGAAUGGCCAAGUCGAAAUAGGAGACGUUUUGGAGAGCAUAAACGAUGUGCAUAUUGACUCUUCGAGUAGAGGGAAACUACGUUGUCUCCUCAAGAAGCAGCAAAGCCUUCCUAUACGUCUGACAGUCAUAAAGGCCUUGAAGGAGUCCAACAAUAACACCCUGUACAUCCCCCUACGCAAGUACCUUCUGGAUGUGAACCUGGACAUUCUGCAGAUUCAGAAUAGAAGGAAGGAGGUCAAUUGUGAAGAUAUAUCCAGAGAUGUAUCAAGGGACGGCUACAAGUGCGUGUUCGUGGGUUCCGUAAAAAUAGGCAUGGAAGGCGAUUCUAGACAGAUCGAGAAGACCAUAAGAGACAUGAUGAAGUUCAGGUACCAAACUGGUGAAAAAUCUUGGAGCAGGUUCAACAAGCAUGUGUUUUUUCAAAUUGGGGAAAUGUCUUUGAGGGUUUUAGAUUCCGAUACUGGCAAGGUUAUUUUCGAUCAUCCCUACAUGGAUAUAUCUUCCUGUGGAUCGUCCCCGAUCUAUUAUAACUAUUUUGGAUACGUUAAGGGGAACAAUAUUGAGGAUCCCGGCCAAUUCACUUGCUAUAUAUUCUACACUAAGAAAAACGACGAUUUGACAAUGAUGCUGAGCAGUAUUGGUCAAGGUUUUAAAAGAACAACUUUUGCUGUGUGAUGGGUACAAAAAAACACAAAAAAGAAACAUCCGAUACUGAAAGUAACAAUAUUAUUUUUUACAGAAUUAAGGUAUAAUCACAGGUUAUCAUAUAUUACAUAAUAAAAAAAUUAUAUAACAAUAAAAAUGAGCACCAAACUCAGCUUCAACUGUUUUAUAUAUCUAUGUAUAUUCAAGUGUUAAUAAUAAAUGGUAACAUUCAAGUUUUCA
Molecule: messenger RNA, 1622 nt
Organism: Harmonia axyridis
Lineage: Eukaryota; Metazoa; Arthropoda; Insecta; Coleoptera; Coccinellidae
Exons: 9
Coding region: 105-1412 (435 amino acids)
Molecular function (GO): protein binding
Source: RefSeq, a predicted model, not a curated record